Molecule: messenger RNA, 2776 nt
Organism: Ictalurus furcatus (blue catfish)
Lineage: Eukaryota; Metazoa; Chordata; Actinopteri; Siluriformes; Ictaluridae
Gene: tfap2b
Product: transcription factor AP-2 beta
Exons: 7
Coding region: 1314-2666 (450 amino acids)
Biological process (GO): regulation of cell population proliferation; anatomical structure development; regulation of transcription by RNA polymerase II
Cellular component (GO): nucleus
Molecular function (GO): RNA polymerase II transcription regulatory region sequence-specific DNA binding; DNA-binding transcription factor activity, RNA polymerase II-specific
Source: RefSeq, a predicted model, not a curated record
AGGGCCAAAAGUUACAUAGUGUACCUUUAAAGAAAAAUAAAUACACUUUACUUAUAUUGAAGGUUAUUUAUUUUUGACAGAUGCUGUUUUUUUUAUUUUUUUAUUCCAGGUCCGGUUUGCAGUUUAGAAACUGAAGGACUGUACGUCCAUUUAAUUAGGAACACCUGAACACCUGUACACCUGUUCAUGCAUCCUGCUGCUACAUGAUUGGCUGAUUGGAUACUCGUGCAGGUGUACAGGUGUUCCUAAUAAAGUGGGGCGUAACUGUAUAUGGUAAUAUUGGAUUUUUAAAAUGGAAGCAGAGAACUUUUGUUGUACCAUGUGACCAGAGUUCAGUCUGCAGAUCUUGCUGUAACACAUGAUUAGAGCCAGCAGGAGGCGCAGUGUUAUUAUUAUUAUUAUUAUUAUUAUUAUUAUUAUUAUUAUUAUUAUUAUUAUUAUCCAUCCAUUUUCCAUUCCUCUUAUCCUACACAGGGUCUAUCCCAGGGAACUCGGGCACAAGGCGGGGGACACCCCCGCACAAUCGCACACACAUUCAUACACUACGGACACUUUGGACAGGCCAAUCAGCCUACCAUGCAUGUCUUUGGACUGGGGGAGGACACCGGAGUACCCGAAGGAACCCCCCGAAGCACGAGGAGAACAUGCAAACUCUGCACACACAGGGCUGUGGCGGAAAUCGAACCCUCAACCCUGGAGGUGUGAGGCGAACAUGCUAACCACUAAGCCACCGUGUACCCUCCUUUGUAUUAAUCUUAUUCUUCUUAUUCUUAUUAUAUAUGUUGGUAUAAUUACAUCAUAUAUAGAUAUAUAGACUCUCAGGAAAAAAGGUACUAAACGGUAUGGAUGGUGUGGUACCCUUACCUAUUGUACCUUUAAUAUAUGGAAAUGUUUACAUACUGCACCUUUAAAAUGACUUGAAGUGAUAAAGCUUUACACUGUACACUCCUGUAACCUUUCUAGGUUAAAAAUAACAAGUACCAAAGGUUUAGUACCUUUUUUGUAUUACUUAUUAUUUUCUACAGCACUAAACGUUUUGUCAGGGUUAUGUUCAGUCGCGCUUAAGGUCAACUUCCGCUUUUAGGCACGGGUCUCGUGCGGGAGGUUUGGUCACGGUGCGUUAAGGGUUCACUCAUCUGUAGUUUGGAAUGCGGAAGUACCGGGAUUUUUAAAUCUCACGCGCAGCUUUGUGGGUUCAGGCGGAGCACUCGUGCGCUCAUAGAGAGAGAGAGAGAGAGAGAGAGAGAGAGAGAGAGAUGAGACCGGAGCUCUGCACGUGAAUCCACUCGCCGUGCGGGGAGCAGCGCGUGAACAUGCUGUGGAAGCUCGUGGAAAAUGUCAAGUAUGAAGACAUUUAUGAGGACCGCCAUGACGGCGUACCGGGCCACAGCUCGAGACUCUCCCAGCUCGGCUCGGUGUCUCAGGCUCCGUACUCCAGCGCGCCGCCGCUCUCGCACGCGCCCUCCUCGGACUUCCAGCCGCCGUACUUCCCGCCGCCGUACCAACCGCUGCCGUACCCGCAGAGCCAGGACCCGUAUUCGCACGUGAACGACCCGUACGCGCUGAACGCGCUGCACCAGCAGCACCAGCAGCACCCGUGGGGCUCGCGCCAGCGGCAGGACGUCGGCGGUGAGAGCGCGUCCCUUCUGCCGCAGCCGAGGGCGUCUCUUCCGCCGCAGCUCUCCGGGCUCGACCCGCGCACCCGGGAUUACUCCUCUUCCGUGCGCCGACCGGACGUGCUGCUGCACUCUGCGCCGCACGGGCUCGAGCCCGGGAUGGGGGAUAGUCUGUCUCUGCACGGUCUCGCGCACGGCAUGGACGACACGCACGCUGUAGAAGACGCCAAUCACAGUGGUAUGAACAUCCUGGAUCAAUCCGUUAUCAAAAAAGUCCCGAUGCCGCACAAGAGCGUCACGUCUCUGAUGAUGAGUAAAGACGGGCUGAUCGGCGGCGUCACCGUCAACGUGAACGAGGUGUUCUGCUCGGUACCGGGCCGCCUGUCUCUGCUCAGCUCCACCUCCAAGUACAAGGUGACGGUGGGAGAAGUGCAGCGGAGACUCUCACCGCCCGAGUGCCUCAACGCCUCCCUGCUCGGCGGGGUACUGCGCAGAGCGAAAUCGAAAAACGGCGGCCGCUCUCUGAGAGAGAAGCUGGAAAAAAUCGGGCUGAAUUUGCCAGCAGGAAGACGCAAAGCUGCCAACGUCACUUUGCUGACGUCACUGGUGGAAGGGGAAGCUGUUCAUUUAGCACGAGACUUUGGCUACAUCUGUGAAACAGAGUUCCCCACCAAGGCCGUGUCCGAGUACCUCAACCGCCAGCACACGGACCCCAACGAGAUCCACGCGCGGAAAAACAUGCUGCUCGCAACAAAGCAGUUGUGUAAGGAGUUCACAGACCUCUUGGCGCAAGACCGCACUCCGCUCGGGAACUCUCGUCCGACGCCCAUCCUGGAGCCGGGCAUCCAGAGCUGUCUGUCUCACUUCAGCUUCAUCACGCACGGCUUCGGCUCGCCGGCCAUCUGCGCCGCGCUCACCGCGCUGCAGAACUACCUGACCGAGGCGCUCAAGGGCCUCGACAAGAUGUUCAUCAACAACCAGACCUCCAACCGGCACACUCCGGCCGACGGCUCGAAAGGAGGAGAGAAAGACGAGAAACACAGGAAAUGAGGCACAGUGUCGGGAAAGGAGGAGAAGAAGAGGCUCUAAGAGCACCGCUUAUCAGAUGUGUCCAGAGAUUCUUUGUACUCGAGAUUUAUGAUGUUCUGUUUUACGUUCUU